This is a messenger RNA of Penicillium taxi, 1230 nucleotides long. Its product is annotated as histidinol-phosphate transaminase. The transcript is spliced from 3 exons. The record is from RefSeq and is a predicted model, not a curated record. NCBI's taxonomy places the organism in Eukaryota, Fungi, Ascomycota, Eurotiomycetes, Eurotiales, Aspergillaceae. Gene Ontology annotation, molecular function: L-histidinol-phosphate:2-oxoglutarate transaminase activity; pyridoxal phosphate binding. Gene Ontology annotation, biological process: L-histidine biosynthetic process. Bases 1 to 1230 code for a protein of 409 amino acids.
AUGGCUUCAGGAACCUCCCCAUUUGAUCUUUCCAAAUGCGCCCGGCCCAACAUCUUGCAAUUACAGCCGUACCGAUGCGCCAGAGAUGACUACAAAGAUGAUGGGACGAACGUUCUCUUGGAUGCCAAUGAGAAUGCCUAUGGCCCUGGCCUUGCAUUGAACAAGGAAGGUGCAUUGGGCGACACUUCUAAGUCUGAGAUCGACCUUCUGGGCCUAAAUCGAUACCCCGACCCUCACCAAAUCGAAUUGAAGCAGCUCUUCUGCAACCUCCGUAAUACCCACCACCACACACCAAAGACCCUCCGUCCGGAAAACCUCUUCGUCGGUGUUGGAUCGGACGAGGCCAUCGACGCCCUGCUACGAUGCUUUUGCGUGCCAGGCAAGGACAAGAUCUUGACCUGCCCGCCGACCUACGGAAUGUACAGUGUGAGCGCACAGAUUAACGAUCUCGAGAUCGUCAAGGUGCCGCUAAAUGUGGACGACGGCUUCAGCCUACAACCCGAGAAGGUGAACGAGACACUAUCAGCUGACCCAUCGAUCAAGUUGGCCUACAUUUGCUCGCCCGGCAACCCAACCGCGAAUUUGAUCCGCAAGGAAGAUAUUCGCAAAGUGCUCGAGCACCCUACGUGGAACGGCGUGGUCGUGGUGGACGAGGCAUACAUUGACUUUGCCCCGGAGGGCUCCAGUCUCGCUGAGUGGGUGAACGAAUGGCCGAAUCUCGUAGUCAUGCAGACUCUGAGCAAAGCCUUCGGUCUCGCGGGUAUCCGACUAGGAGUUGCUUUUACCAGUCCCGAGAUUGCUCUACUACUGAACAGCUUGAAGGCGCCGUACAAUAUCUCCAGCCCAACCAGCGCGCUGGCCAGCGCCGCCCUCACAGACCCUCACAUGGCGGUCAUGCAGCAAUACCGCGAUCAAAUUGUCGAUCAACGAGCCCGCCUAGUCCGUGAGCUGCCUCAAAUUUCGGGAGUGGGGCGGUUCCUAGGGGGUUAUGAUGCAAAUUUCUUGCUUGUAGAGAUGAAGGAUGCCGAGGGUCGACCGAGCAACGCUACAGCUCUAGCUGUGUACGAGGCCAUGGCAGAGAAGCGUGGGGUCGUAGUACGAUUCCGUGGUAAGGAGUACGGGUGUGAGGGUUGUUUGCGCAUAACAGUCGGCACUGAGUCAGAGGUUGACAAACUAUUGGCGGAGCUCCGUGCCGUUUUGGCUGCUGUGCAUGCAGGAUCUAGCAUAUAG